Molecule: messenger RNA, 1608 nt
Organism: Mucor velutinosus
Lineage: Eukaryota; Fungi; Mucoromycota; Mucoromycetes; Mucorales; Mucoraceae
Product: Transketolase
Exons: 6
Coding region: 1-1608 (535 amino acids)
Biological process (GO): protein ubiquitination
Cellular component (GO): cytoplasm
Molecular function (GO): ubiquitin protein ligase activity
Source: RefSeq, a predicted model, not a curated record
AUGAGCUCAGAUACACGUCAAUCGAGACCAAGAUACUGGUGCCAUAUCUGCAAUGCAGAAAUGCCCAUUUACAUGGCUCCCGACCCAACAUGUCAACAGUGCAAUGAGCAAUUUAUCGAAGAGCUCCACUCCGACGAUGAUCCUCGAGAGUUCCUUGCUGGAGCAGAUCAACACAACACAUCACCCAAUGCAGCAGACAACGAUCAUGCUCGCACGCCGUUCAGUUCACGCCAUUAUUUCGAGUACAAUCCUGCUACGGGUAGAUUGAAUCCUUUGCCUGGUGGCGGUAGCAAUGCCCACAACCACGGUGAAAUGGGGGAUGAUAUAUUCCAGUUCUUCACGCCUACACCUGCUCCUGCCAGAAGCAAUACCAACAGCAGCAACACCACAGAAGAUGGAAGAGAAAGACCACCGGCAACGGAAGGACCACCUUCACCUUUCGGCAACAUUGUUCAUAAUUUGCUCACCAACCUCUUGGGACAAAGUCCAGAUAUAGUUGCUGCUACGCAAAAUAACGAUGGAGAAGGAGAAGCAGGAGCAGGAGCAGGAGGAGAAGGUGGUAAUGGGGCUGAUGGGCAUGAUCAUGAUGGAAGAUCCAUGGUGUUUUUUGGCAAUAUGUUGGAUGGCAACGUUAGUUUUCAAUCAGUGCCAGCUGGUCAGGCCAUGCCAGGUGGUUUACCAAACCUUGGGGCUACGCUCGCUGCUGCUGCUGCUGCUGCAAAUGCAGAUGAGCGCAACGAAGAUGGAGACAGCACAAAUCCAGGAACGAGAAACACCAACGAAGACCGUCGAGGCAACCACAUAGCAAACCUUUUACAGUUCUUAUCUGACAUGACGGGCGGUGCUUUUGAUAGCGGCAUCAUUGGAAAUCCAAACGAUUAUGUAUUCUCGCAAACUGCUUUAGACAACAUUAUCACACAACUGAUGGAGCAGAAUGGAGGACAUGCACCCCCUCCUGCACCUGAGCAAGUCAUUGAAUCACUGCAAAAGAGGCCAUUAACAGACAAAGAAAAGAGUCAAGAGGCCGAUUGUGCUGUUUGCAAAGAUCAGUUUGAGUCCCAAGAACAAGUCAUUGAACUUCCAUGUGAACACAUCUUUCAUGACGAGUGUAUCAAGCCAUGGCUGAAAUUGAACAGCACCUGUCCUGUUUGUCGCCAUUCAGUAUUACCCGAUCAACAAGAACAAGACAGCACUAAUAACAGCAAUGCCGACGAUAAUAAUGGCCCCAAUGAUAAUACCCAAUCUAAUGCUACUCAAGGAGAAACGAAUAGAUCCGUUGCAGAUGACAACAACAACAAUAAUAAUAACAACAGUAGUAGUGAUAAUGGUGGGCGUGGUUCACAUGCAGGAUGGACAAGCACUGGUAAUGGAAAUAACGAACCACAAGUCGCUUCGUGGCCAUUGAAUUUGUCUGUUGCAUUUCCCUGGGCUGAGAUAGGCAGACAAGACAGCGAUAGCAAUAACAACAGCAGCAAUAACAGUAGCAACAACAAUAGCAAUACUACCGAUACAUCUACCACCAACACAACUUCGACAUCUACCAAUGAUGCUAAUCAAAACACCACCACUCCUCACAUAGAUGAAAAUCUUGAUCUCGAUCUCGAUUAA